GCUAAGAUGGCCGAAGGCGCCCGGCGGGGGUGAGCGGGGGGCGCGGUGCAGCCAGCCGGGGAGCCCGCGGGCGGGCAGGCCAGCGGCGCCUCCCCCGCGGCCACCAUGUCGUUCGCGCUGGAGGAGACGCUCGAGUCGGACUGGGUGGCCGUGCGGCCGCAUGUGUUCGACGAGCGCGAGAAGCACAAGUUCGUCUUCAUUGUGGCCUGGAACGAGAUCGAGGGCAAGUUUGCCAUAACCUGCCACAACCGGACGGCCCAGAGGCAGAGGAGCGGCUCCCGGGAGCAGGCGGGGGCGCGAGGGGGCGCCGAGCCCGCAGCGCCAGCGCCCGACGGGGCCCGCGGGCCGGGCAGCCCAGCCGGCAGGGGCCGGCCCGAGGCCGCCGCCUCUGGGACUCCGGGCAGGAGCCCCGGGCCCCGGAGGAGCCCGGCCUGGGCGGACGGCGGCUCCCCGCGGAGCGCGCGCGGCCCUCGGGGCGACCCGUCGCUGCGCUGUGCGGCCGGCAGAGGGGCGGAGAGCCCCCUCAGGAGCCCGGGGCGCGCCCAGAGCGGGCCGGCCCGCAGGGGCCCCGAAGGCAGGGACGCGGCCGAGGCAGCCCCGCCGGCAGCCCCGCCGGCGCCCAGGGAGGCCCCGGUGUCCUCGGUGCGAGUCGUGAGCGCCUGCGGGGCUGUCUCCGAGGAGAUAGAGGUGCUGGAAAUGGUGAGGGAGGACGAGGUGGCCCCGGCGGCCCUGGCGCUCUCGGACGCAGAGCAGCCGCCCUCCGGCGCCGAGCUGGAGCCCCCGGCCGAGGAGUGCAGCUGGGCCGGGCUCUUCUCCUUCCAGGACCUGCGCGCUGUGCACCAGCAGCUGUGCUCGGUGAACUCGCAGCUGGAGCAGUGCCUGCCCGUGUUCCCCGAGGAGCCCUCUGGCAUGUGGACCGUGCUGUUCGGGGGCGCCCCAGAGAUGACCGAGCAGGAGAUCGACACUCUGUGUUACCAGCUCCAGGUCUACCUGGGCCACGGCCUGGACACCUGCGGCUGGAAGAUCCUGUCCCAGGUGCUUUUCACCGAGACCGACGAUCCCGAGGAGUAUUACGAAAGCCUGAGCGAGCUGCGGCAGAAGGGCUACGAAGAAGUGCUUCAGCGGGCCCGGAAGCGCAUCCAGGAGCUCCUGGAUAAGCACAAGAAUACAGAAAGCAUGGUUGAGCUUCUGGAUUUGUAUCAGAUGGAGGAUGAAGCCUAUAGCAGCCUUGCAGAAGCCACAACUGAACUAUAUCAGUAUUUACUACAGCCAUUCAGAGACAUGAGAGAACUUGCCAUGCUACGAAGACAGCAGAUUAAGAUUUCUAUGGAGAAUGAUUAUCUCGGUCCCCGGAGAAUUGAAAGUCUACAGAAAGAAGAUGCUGAUUGGCAGCGAAAAGCUCACAUGGCUGUGCUGUCUAUUCAAGACCUUACUGUCAAAUAUUUUGAAAUAACAGCAAAAGCACAAAAAGCUGUGUAUGAUCGAAUGCGAGCAGAUCAGAAGAAAUUUGGUAAAGCAUCAUGGGCAGCAGCUGCAGAACGUAUGGAAAAACUCCAGUAUGCGGUUUCUAAGGAGACUCUACAGAUGAUGAGAGCGAAAGAGAUCUGUUUGGAACAGAGGAAACAUGCACUAAAAGAAGAGAUGCAGAGUUUGCAGGGUGGUACAGAAGCCAUAGCCCGAUUGGAUCAGUUAGAAGCUGAUUAUUAUGAUCUGCAACUUCAGUUGUAUGAAGUACAGUUUGAAAUCCUGAAGUGUGAAGAGUUGUUAUUGACAGCACAACUGGAAAGCAUCAAAAGACUUAUAUCAGAAAAGAGAGAUGAAGUGGUAUACUAUGACACUUACGAAAGCAUGGAGGCCAUGCUGGAGAAGGAAGAGAUGGCAGCGUCUGUGCACUUACAGAGAGAAGAGCUACAGAAACUUCAGCAGAAAGCACGCCAGCUGGAAGCAAGACGUGGACGGGUUUCAGCCAAGAAAGCCUACCUCAGAAAUAAAAAGGAAAUUUGUAUUGCAAAACACAAUGAAAAGUUCCAACAGCGCCUUCGGAGUGAAGAUGAGUAUAGAACCCAUCACACAGUACAACUAAAGAGAGAAAAAUUACAUGAUGAAGAAGAAAGAAAAAGUGCUUGGGUUAGCCAGGAGAGACAAAGAACACUGGAUAGACUUCGAAAUUUUAAACAGAGAUACCCUGGCCAAGUCAUACUUAAAUCAACCAGAUUGCGACUGGCUCAUGCAAGAAGAAGAAGCACAGCCAGUCCUGUGCCCUGUGAGGAGCAGUGUGACUCUCUGCCAGGGGCGCUACAGGUAGAAGAUAAAAGUGAAAAGGUGGAGGAAGGAAGAGGCAAGUUUGAGUCAUCACAGAAAACAGAAGCCCAAAGCCUCGCACAACUUGAAGAUACUUCAUUAGCACAACUUGAACCCACUUCAUUACCUCUCAGCGGUGUUACCUCUGAACUGCCACCCACUGUUUCUCUUCCACUUUUAAAUAAUAUUGACCUCGAACCAGGUUCUGUUACCAUAGCUCCACUUCCCCCACCUCUUCCUCCAACACCACCUCCACCACCACCACCACCACCACCACCUCCCCCACCACCACCUUUGCCUGUUGCUAAGGACAACUCCCUAGAGACACUGGAGAAGGGUCUGCCUAGGACAGAGGGGAAUGAGAAGAGGAUCCCGAAGUCUGCGAGUGCCCCCUCAGCACAUCUCUUUGACAGCAGCCAGCUAGUCAGUGCCAGGAAGAAGCUCAAAAAGACUGCAGAAGGUUUGCAGAGGAGAAGGGUGAGUUCACCCAUGGAUGAGGUGCUAGCUUCCUUGAAGCGUGGUAGUUUUCACCUGAAAAAAGUUGAACAGCGAACUCUGCCUCCUUUUCCUGACGAGGAUGAUAGUAAUAAUAUCUUGGCACAAAUCAGGAAAGGGGUAAAAUUGAAGAAGGUACAGAAGGAAGUUCUGAGAGAAUCCUUCACGCUUCUGCCUGACACAGACCCUCUAACACGGAGCAUCCAUGAGGCUCUUAGAAGAAUCAAAGAGGCGUCCCCUGAGUCGGAGGAUGAAGAGGAGGCUUUGCCUUGCACAGAUUGGGAAAACUAACAAGUGACUCAACAGAAAAAAAAAUACCUUCAGUUGAAGAUCAAGGAUUUGUUUUUGAAAAACAAAAUUUUAAACACGUGAUUUCCCAGCUGGAUUCCAUUAGAUGCAAAAAGUGUGUUGGCUCAGUGGUAUGAAAAAAUGGAAGCACAAUUGGCAAGUUAACGCUUUUCCAGUCAUUCCAGUAGUUGGUGGUUAACAUGAGUUUUAGAUGUGCAAUGCUCCUGAUGCAAUGAAGAAAAGGCCUUCCAGAGAUGCCUGUUUUUUUAAAGCACCUUCCCCUCCUGUCCACCCACGUACAUCCUUGUAGUGGCCGCUAAAGCUAGGGGUUGUUCUGAGUUGGAAGACAGUGGGCUGACAGAGAUCUACUGUGAGCUGUAUUGGGACUGCUUUGAAAUCCAUCUUUCCACGCACUGAAUAGUCCUCUGCUUGAAAACACAGGGCUGCUUCCAUAUCAGCUUUUAUAAAUAAUGCAGCACUCUGAAAAAGUUUAUCAUGAUAGCUAUAGGAUAGGAAUUGGAAAGAAUCAGAUGGAAAUGCCCUGAAAAUUUCCAUCUUACUCAUCUCCAGAGGAAAUUUCAUAAAGAUGUUCAACAUCUGAAAAGAAAGAUAACCACGGAGAUACACUUACUGUGUUUACCACAACAUGAUACAUUUAACAUGGCAUAUUUUUAAAAGACCACCUACUCUCACACUUUGUAAGGUUUUGAAGUAAAAAUUUCCAUGCUUUUAAAUAGCUCUUCAUAAUUGUGAAUUUAUAAUAGUUUGGAUUUCAUGUGCAGCUUUGUUUAUGAAAAGCAAUACUUUGUAACUUGAUAAUGUUUCAAAUUAUUUUUAGUCUCUUUGUUUGAACAAUUGCUUGAUUAGUGUAAUUCAACAUGACUUUCCUAUUGAGAAUCAAAAAUGAGGAUUCAGUAAUAGGGAUGCAGAUAUUAAGUCUGUUUAACAUGCACCAUUUAAGUUUUUUAUGCUCCUCAGUGAAGUGUGCCCUUACAAACAUGCAGAAAGUAGGCAGAAAAGCCUCCUUGGCUGGGAUUUCACUAUCUUCACAAUGUUUUGAAUGGAAUUUUGGGAGAGAGCCUUUGUUACUAUCAGUAGACUUUUUAAAACCUAUGUAUGUAGUUCUAGGUGCUGACUUUGCUGUAUUGGAGUCCCAAAGGAUGCAUUUUUUUGUGAGUGGAGCCACUGUGGAUUCUCAGCAGGACUGUUGUGGGCUGAAUGAAGGGUGGAUAUGUUGGACCCAGCCCACCGUCUUCUAUAGAGUGUAAUUCUGCAUCAGAUAGACGUUAGCCUCUGUAUGAACGGAGUUAGGUAAGGACUGGUGUACCAAAGAGAACUUUCUCCUGAAAGCGUUUCUCUGGCCUAGCACCAGAAAGCAGUCCCAGAAUAGCAGCGCUCCAAUGUAUAAAUUGGUUUUCCGGAAGAGAGAAAAAAAUGCUUAGACCUUUGUCACUUUAAGAUGUAUUUCCUUUAGAAUAAUUAUGGAGAAAAUUUUCUGUUUAUUGAGGAGAGUAGGAGCUUUUUGCACAGUUUUUUUUCAUAGUACUUUAGCUUUCUUCUUGUAUUCCCACAUGUUAUCUUGGAAAAUUAAAAUAUAUAUCUUGUAUAGAGACUCUUUAUCCUACAAUGGGGAGGUGGAAUUAGUAAGGCAUUUAAGCGUGCUUUUCAAUUGAAAGAAUGAUUGGUUUGAAUAUAAUUUAGCAAAAAAAUGUUAAAGCAAAUUUUCAAACCUUAAAAAAAUCAUGUAUCAAUAUUAAGCCUUUGAAUGCUUAUGAAUCAUUUUUUUCCCAUUCAUUGAUACUUAGAAAAACACAGGAGAACUUAACAUUAAAUGAACAGCAAAAUCACUAGAACUGUUGUCAGAAUUACUCCCCAUUUAAUGUUAGAGUGGGGAUUCCAUCGAGAGUUGGGCUCAAUUAUAAAUGGGUCCUGUGAUUUGUCUUUCAGAAUCAUGUCCUGGUAAGUGUUCAGCAAAUGCUAGACAGGGUACAGACCCCUGUGAAUCCUUUUGGGGGUGCAUCCACAGCUCUGAGUACAUCUCACGGUGGUACUCCAUGAAGGUUAUCUCACUUGCAAAACCUCCUUAAUAACCAGCUAUGCUUACACUCUGCUGAAUAACGUUCUCCAACAUACCUACUUUCCAUCCUUAAGAUUCAGAUUCCUACUUCCACAGAAUUACAAGUAACUGCAGAUCAUUCACCUUUUGGAAUCUCAGUGUUAAAAUUUUAAAUAACUACAGUCCACUUGUCCAAGAUGAGAUAGAUUACCAGUUGAAUCCUUAUGUUAAUUUUUCCCCCUCAUGUUAAUUAAAACAGUUUCCGGACCCAACAAUUAUGUAAGCAUGAUUGAAUUCCCCUCCUCCCCUUGCCCCCAAAAAAGAGCAUCUUUGCCCUCAAUAUUAAAUUUUAAUAUAUUUAGUUAGGAUGGUAUUUAUAGAUGAUGUUUCAAGUUCCAAACUUGCCCAUACUAUUUAUAUGGUUUAAAAUAUUUGAUAGUUAUAUAUCUCAGUGUGUCAUUUCUGUCAUAAAAAUCCACAAACAGCUGCUUGCUUGUGCCGAAUCACUUUAGAAGUCCAUUUACCAAUCUAGUCUCGACUGUAAUAUAUUUUAGAUAACUUGAGGAUAUUUUAAGGUUAAUGCUACUGCUCACUUGAAUGCCAAUUUUAAAGUUCUCCCAGUUAUAGUCAGAAUGCUGUGUAUAUAACCAAUAGAAAAGGUAUUCCUAAUGAUCUCAAAUAUGGGUGGUAUUGUGGCAUAGCAGUGUGACCAAAUGCCUGGCUAAAGAGGAUUUUUGAAAGGAGCAGUUGUCUUGCUUACUUGAUGUGUGUUUUAUAAGUUCUGAGUUCGGAAGCAGCAUAAAAACAAUCAUUCCCUAGUUCUUACUGUGGAACUGAAAGAUUUCUUAUAUAUUUUUAAACUAAUUUAGAUGCAGCCAUAAGAAAUGACCAGGUGUAGUAUUUUCUACAGUUGGAAUGUGGUGUUUUCCUCAUUACAUGAAACAGAUUUUCAGCACUCUGAUUUACUCUGUAAAACAAGGGGGCAAAAAUCCUUGUUUCUACAAAGCUAAACUGUGUAGCAAUCUUUGGUAACACACAGCAUGACCGCUUUGCCAUUAGAUAUUGUUAAAUUCUGAGGCAUACCUUGGCCGUAGCAGCCACUAAGAAUUAAAACUCGGGUCAGUGGAACAAAACUGAAUGGGCAACACCGUCUGCUUGGAAUGGGACCAGUGAACAAUUAACACAAUUUAUUUAGUUCUCUACAUUCCCUAAGAUUCCAUUUUUAAAUUCCAUUUAUUGAGUUUGUGUAUAAACUUGUCUUUAGCCUGAGGAAAGUUUUUUCUUUUAAUAAAUACAAGGUUUGGGAUUUUUUUGUUUUUAAACUUUUAUAAUUAGUAUAUACACAUAUGAGAUACCAACCCAGAAAGUACUAAGGGGUCUCUUAAAGGCCUUAUCAGGGAAUUCAAAUUUCAUACACAUUCUUACCAGGUUAUUUGUAAAAGAUCGCUUUGAACAGCUGCAAAACAUUUAGAAACCCUGGCAGAUGCAUUGUUAACAUGCAGCCAGUUGAUGAGAGCAGAAACCUUAACAAGUUUCACGUAAUUCUUGCACUGAAUUUAAAUAAUAUAAAGUUAAGUGUGCAUUGAUUUUAUUUCAAUUUCUUAGCAUCCAAGAAGAGCUAUGCUUAGUGUUAGAGGAUUGACUCGCAAGCUUUAUUUCAGAUGGAAGAGUUAAAAAAGUGGAAGCACCUUACCGUUGGAGCAUGUUGCAUUUGUUUAGUGCUACUGAACAAUUCAGUAGUUAUUUCUGAACUCUGCUGCAGAGUGCGCUUUAAAGCACAUAAUGAGGAAUCUCUGCCUGACUGCUUUGUAAAUUGAAGCAAUGGUAUUUUUUAUCCUAUAAAUAGUCUAAUUUAAAAGUUUUUCCUACAAAAUGAGUUUAUAUUGCUGCCUAAACUAUCAUGUAUGUAAACAGAGGGUUUUUUAAAGGUGAGUGGGGAUCUGGACUGUGUGUGUGUGCAUGCUCGCGUGCGCGCGCGCGAGAGUGCGCCAUGUUUUCCCACUGGGUUAUUUUGAAAAUGUGUUCAUUCUAAAAUGUUAUGUUUUGCCCACAAGUAUAAAUGUACAGCUUGGUAUUUCAGGAAUUUAAUUGAUUGAAUUCAGAUUUAUAAAUGUUUCUCCCCUUCUCCACUUUUAUGAUGCCACUGUAAGGUGCACAUGCAGAAAAUACCUCUGAGGUUGACAAAUAUUUCAUCAGUGCUGUUUCACAUUGAAUCUCAAAGCAGUCAUUUGUUUUGAGAGGGGAAAGUUUUUUGUUGCUUUUUAUAAAAAGUCAGUUAUAACUUCAAGUGGCUCAGUGUGGGGGGGGUUACGGGUGGAGAGGAAAGACCGUGGAAAGUGAUUUUUAGAUGUAUACACAGAGGGUGUAUGGGUGUUGGUUAUAGUUGAAUUUUUAACAAGGGAUGUUUUGGUGUUUUUUUUUUUUUAAACCUGCAUGUUCUAUGGUUAACUAUCCAAGAGUGUAACAAGUUAUUCUAGCUUUUCCCAGUACUAAUUACAUUGGUUUUAAGAAGUAUCCAUGAUCACAAGAUGGCAUUUUCCCUUCAAUUGUGAACCAAGAGGGAUAGACAAUACCACCCAGACAGUGACUUCUGACUACUUUGACUCGGAAAGAAGGAAAGAAUCCACACUGUCUUGCUGAGUUUCUUGUACUGUAUGUCUUGCCAAGUGUGAAACCAUAAUACAUAGUUUAUGAAAAAUCGAAGGCUACAGAUCAUUCUGCAUGAUUAAAAGCCCAUUAGGGCCACUGAAACUGACUUUUUUUUUUUUUUUUUUUAGCCUUUAUGGUUAAGUGAAAAAUUAAAAUGGCAAACCAAUUCACCAUUUACUAGCUUUGUGCAAUAUUAUAAUGGUAGAAGCAAAACACUAGCACAUCGUGCUUGGCUUUUAAAGAUGGCUUUAACACCGUACAUUAAAUGGACGUGUGCACAGUGUAUUGUAAAUGCCAACUCUUGCAAAUUUACAAUACUUAAAUAUGCUCCAUUAAUAUUCUAAAGUAUUAAAAGUACAAAGAAAAAACUAAGCAGGCAUUUAUAGCAAUACUCUGGAAUCUCCAAUAAUUGUUUUGACUAUUGCCUUUCGCUCUUUAGUGCAACUUUAUUGCGUUGUAAUUAUUGUUUUGCUUUGUAUUUCAUGUUUUUUACACUCAUGACUUCGGAGUUAAGUACUUGUACAGCAAGUAUUGCAAUCACCUUCUCUUGUACAUGCAAUGUAAUAACAACAUACAGUUUUGGUGCUUAACAAACAAUACUCCUUUUUUCUUUAAUAAAAGAUAUUUAUUGAGUUUA
Molecule: messenger RNA, 8426 nt
Organism: Nyctereutes procyonoides (raccoon dog)
Lineage: Eukaryota; Metazoa; Chordata; Mammalia; Carnivora; Canidae
Gene: JMY
Product: junction mediating and regulatory protein, p53 cofactor
Exons: 11
Coding region: 106-3087 (993 amino acids)
Biological process (GO): Arp2/3 complex-mediated actin nucleation; intrinsic apoptotic signaling pathway by p53 class mediator; 'de novo' actin filament nucleation
Cellular component (GO): nucleus; cytoplasm
Molecular function (GO): Arp2/3 complex binding; transcription coactivator activity; actin binding
Source: RefSeq, a predicted model, not a curated record